Molecule: messenger RNA, 3190 nt
Organism: Ylistrum balloti
Lineage: Eukaryota; Metazoa; Mollusca; Bivalvia; Pectinida; Pectinidae
Product: pleiotropic regulator 1-like
Exons: 14
Coding region: 65-1567 (500 amino acids)
Biological process (GO): mRNA splicing, via spliceosome
Cellular component (GO): catalytic step 2 spliceosome; precatalytic spliceosome; Prp19 complex
Molecular function (GO): protein binding
Source: RefSeq, a predicted model, not a curated record
UAUACCGGUGUUUACAAUAUUUCUAGCUUUGUUAAUCAAAAGUUGCUACUUAUCAACAGAUAAAAUGACGGAGGAAGUACAAAAACAUUCAGUGCACACACUGGUGUUCCGGUCCCUGAAGAGAACACAUGACAUGUUUAUUGCUGAGCAGGGAACCACACCAGCCAAAGACCCAAAAUGUGAAUUACUGAAGAGAAAACUAAAAAUAGCCGAUGAAUACUCACUUGUGAAAGACAUGCCAAAGGAAGGAGGCAACAAGAUGCAUAAUAAAGAUGUUAUCAAACCUUUAGAAGAAAAUGACUGGAAUCGUAACCAGGAUACUGCCAUUCUAGGUACCCACCCCUACCCAACAGGUUCAGGUGUCCAAUUGACAGAUGGGACAUCAAUGUACACAGACCCUAGCAAGUCAUCAAGUAUGGAAAUGGCCUUGUAUGAAAAAAACAGGAUGAUGGACACACCUGCAGGAUCUGGAGUCCAUGACAUCAAACAGAGUCAUUCUGACAGAUCAGACCCCUCAAAGGCAUUAGUUUCCAUUGGAAAUCAGCAAGCUUUGGUACCAAGGAAGGCACCUACCAUGCCCAAACCAUCCUGGCAUCCUCCUUGGAAGUUGUACCGAGUGAUCAGUGGUCACUUGGGCUGGGUCAGAUGUGUGGCAGUAGAACCUGGCAAUCAGUGGUUCGCUACAGGGGCUGGUGACAGGAUGAUAAAGAUCUGGGAUCUAGCCAGCGGGACAUUGAAACUAUCCCUGACGGGCCACAUCAGUUCUGUAAGGGGCCUGUGUGUCAGCCCAAGGCAGCCAUACCUCUUCUCCUGUUCAGAAGACAAACAGGUCCGGUGUUGGGACCUAGAGUACAAUAAGACAACAAGACACUACCAUGGUCACCUGAGUGCUGUAUAUGCCCUUGAUCUCCACCCAACAAUUGAUGUAUUGGUAACAUGUGGACGUGACGGCACUGCUCGUGUGUGGGAUGUCCGUAGUAAGGCUUGUGUGCACACACUCACAGGCCAUAACAAUACAGUGGCCAGCGUCAAGUGUCAGGCCUCUGAACCGCAGGUUAUCACAGGUAGUCACGAUUGUACAAUCAGAUUGUGGGACUUGGCUGCUGGUCGUUCACGAGCGACACUAACUAAUCAUAAAAAGAGUGUACGAGCAGUUGCUCUUCAUCCUACUCAGUACAGUUUUGCAUCCGGAUCACCAGAUAAUAUAAAACAGUGGAAAUUUCCAGAUGGCAACUUCAUACAGAAUCUAUCCGGUCACAAUUCCAUCAUAAAUGCCCUGGCUUUGAACUCAGAUGGUGUGCUUGUUUCUGGAGCUGAUAAUGGUUCCAUGUAUUUCUGGGACUGGAGAACAGGGUAUAAUUUCCAGCGGAUACAGGCAACAGCACAACCAGGUUCUAUAGACUCAGAGUCUGGGAUAUUUGCCAUGACAUAUGACCAGAGUGGCAGUCGACUUAUCACAGCUGAGGCUGACAAAACUAUUAAAAUAUAUAAAGAAGAUGAAACUGCUACGGAAGAAUCACACCCUCUGAACUGGCGGCCAGACAUCCAGAGAAAAAAAAGAUACUGAUAUGGGCAUUAUUGAUAACAGUCAUAUACAUGUACUGUGUCAGAGAUGGACCAGUGUUUCUAUCAAUCAGAUAUGGAGUUGCUGUGACAAGGCAAGGAUUUUGUUGUGAAUCUUGCCCAAGGACAAUUAACGCCUAAUACGGGUGGAUAGUCUAAGGUGCCGGUCAUGUUGGUUCAGUCAUUGGUACAUCUGAAACCUUGUUUCAGACUCUCAAUUCUUACCUUAUAUGGUUAACUCAAGACUAUGUUAAAUUUGGGUAUGAUUGAUUGACCAGUACAGUUAGAUCUUGGCUUUAGUAGACAAAUUUCAUUUUGUAAGAUUAAGUUGUUUUUAUAUCCAGAUAAUUAAGGCUUGAUAAUGUCUGUAUAAAGCCGAUUCAGGUAUGUGGAAUGAAAACAGGUAUAACCUACUGAAGGUCUUUGAUGAUGUAAUUGGUAAUUAUAAAAUUACUGUUUGGAAUUAAAAACAAAAAACCCACUUUGUAAUGCAGUUGGUUUUAGCUGUAAAGGUGAUGAUAUGAAGUGGUUAGAUUUCAUUGUCAAGGAAUUAUUUUCAUUAUUUUGUGGUGAGGAGUGGUUCUGAUUACAAUCAUAUACAGCAAUGGACGAGCCUUGGCGACAAGUAUCAUGUUUAGGGUUAUAUAUAGUCAGGUACAUCAGAGAUAUUUGUCUUGAUGAUAAUCCUAUCUGUUCAUUAAGUAUAUGAUACAGCAAUCACUUCAAAUAGACUCUUUAAUUACCAGUUUCUCUGUACAGCAGUAACAUUAUUAUGUAUAAACUCAUUCAAGUCUGAUAUAGACAUGAUAAUUCCUGACAGUAAGUGAUAAGAAAGAGAACUUUCUGCUGUGUAGAAUCUUUGUCAUUGCAUGAUUUUCAGAUCCAAAAUUGUAACAACUGAAUACAUAAUAGUAGUAGUAUUUCUGUUUAUAUAUCCUAUUAUCACACCUUUGUGUAAAGUUUUGAAUUCAAACCAUGCUGUAAUUCAUGAUUCAAAACAAAACAGAACACUUAUUUGAUUUCCCUAUAAGGCAAGUCAAUGGUGACUAUUGGGCAGUGAAUUAUCUAUAUUUCAAAACAUCAGAACACAUUUGACCAAAAGCAGGCUAAUAACAGGACACUCCUUAUGUAGAGCAUGUUGAUUUUUUCCAAUUGUAAUUGGACAAAUAAGAAAAGUAUGUGGUGGUAGGGGGAGGAGGGGGAUGAAUAACAUAAAGGGUUAGGUAGAGGUGAUUAUUGGAAAAUUUCCUUCAAAUUUUGGUAUAUUUUCACAAUUUUAUCACACGUUAUCCAUGUUUUAUAUUUAAAGAUAAUUGAAUUUGGGAUUGAAUGAUUAGCAAAUAUGCUUUAAUGAAUCAUUAAGUAAGAAAAAGAGAUACUUGAUAUAGUAAUGUAGUCUAUUGUCUAGCUUAGCACGGGACAUGAUCAUUGCUAUGUUUCUGACCUCAGUACAGUAUGACUUCUUAACUUCAUCAAAUCACCUUCACACUUCCGAGACAGCACAGGAAGAAAUCAUCAUUUUAAUUACACCUUUGUUUGAUAAUAAAUUCAGAGCUAUAUUUGUUACUGAAUAAUGGAUAAUAACAUUUUUAUAUUAGCAUAUUUUAAACUGAAUAAAAUGUUGAUA